ACCGCGUGGCCACGUGUUCUGCUGCUUACAUUAAUAUCUUUGCCCUACCGACAGCGCCGCUACAUCCUCUCAGUCCGUACAUCACAUUGUCCGUCACGACUCGCGUAUUAAAAAUCCACUGUCCGGCGGUCGAUCGACAAUGACAUUUUGGUCCACCUCGCAAUAUUGUUGUACUUCAAAACAAUAUUUUCUAUAGGCAACACCCUCCCCUCCCCGGAAAAAUAUAUAUUUCGAGUACUACUACUCAUCUCGUCGUUAGAGCAAAACAUUCGAGAAAAACCGAAAUGGACUUCCAAAGCGCCAUGGAAACGUUCGCAGAAGCGUGGGUGGCGGCCAGCGCCAAAGGCACGUUCACUUACCCGGCCAUCAACGGUUUUCAGAGUCAACCAAUAACGUUGCCAGCGCACUUGCAAGGGUCGACAUCUCCAGUGUCUACUGCCACUGACGGUCAAUCCGGUCCAGCAAAAUCUAUUCCGGUACAUUGUGUGGUGGAGUCCAUUAAUCAUGUUUACCAAUGGAGUCAAAAGUAUUCUUCGCCGGGUGUUGGCUCUAAAGGUCACGUGGAAUUAGACAGAUUUGUUAUUAUUCCAAAUAAUACCGCGUUCAGAGAUCUGACGGAAGCAGCGUUGGUGCGACUUGGCUACUCGAAAGAUAUUGUAGCUGCUUCUAAAGGAUUAGUAGUAUUAAAGAAUUGGUUGCCACUAGACUUAGACACAAUUGCAGAAGAUCCAGUAUUGACGGUUAGUGAUGUUUUGGGGGAACUCACUACAUUAGCUACUCUCAGGAUAUUGGUUUUCAGGGAGUCGAAGAAUAGGUUUUCCGAUUUAAAAGAUAAACUACUCAAGCUUCUUUUAGUACAAAGCCAAACGCAACUAGCUGCUUCUGGGUGUCCACUCGACGAAGCGAUAAUCCUACAAAUGAUGAAAGUUGGACAAGCAUGUCCAGAUUUGCCUGAAGAUUUGUAUAAAAAAUUUGAGCAAUGGUGGAUUAUGCAAUCAUCUGCAGUGGUCCCCAAAAUUCAACCAUCGGUAUUACCUCAAUCGGUUAGAGACAUGUUCUAUCGUAACGGUUCAUCUCCGAGACACUCUAAUCUGCAAGAUAACUCUUCACAUUGUAUUAUUUCCAAAACCGAUGUCAAGCCGCAUAUACUUCAGUCCAACCCUCAGAGCCAAUUCCAAGGUCAAAAAACUCGCAUGCGAACAAGUUUUGAUACGGAACUAGAACUUCCAAAAUUGCAAGCUUGGUUCUCCGAAAACCCUCAUCCUAGUAGACAACAAAUUCAUCAUUACGUCAGCGAGCUGAACAACUUGGAGUCACGAAAAGGCCGUAAGCCUUUAGAUGUCAAUAAUGUCGUGUAUUGGUUUAAAAACGCUAGAGCGGCGCAAAAACGUGCCGAGGUGCGUGGUACGAAUUCAGGCACCAAUGAUGCAAACCCUGGUAUCAAUGACGGUAACAUGAACGGUUAUUGCAAAAGCCGUAGCCCCAGCGAACACGGUGGUAAAUCGUACAGCGGUCAAGGUUCAGCGAGCGACGUUGAAGACGAAGAAGAUGAAGAAUUUGAAGAAAAUCGAGAUGAUGACGACGUGAAACCAAUGAGUCCUCCGGAAGAACAACCAAUGUCGCUGACAACUCAUGGCAGAUUCAGUAACGGCGAUGCAGAUUCUUCUAGACCCCAGUCCCGCAGUUCCCAAAUAAGCUCCGAUCAUAAGGUAAUGGUGAUCAAAGAAGAACCCCCCGAUAAAGAAAAGUCCACCGGCCUGAACAAUAACAACUACGAUGACGACGACGAUUUUGACGAGGACAUGGAGGACGAAGGAUCUGAUGGAGGAAGUUGCAAGCAGAUAACAUCUAGCCCGGACCAAUCGUCUGGUGGACACCCGGUUGCGCCAAAUGUGUUCCAUAGUGCCGCUUCGGAUUUACACCAGCCGCUGGUCCGUCCGGGGUUCCCCAUUGUGCCCAACUCGAUGUUCAGCCACAGUUUUAUGUACAUGAGCCAGUGUCUACCAGGUUUUAACAUGGGUCGCCGACCACAGCCCGACACGCCACCACCACAAUCGCAACAACAGCAGGUUAGGUGUGCGCCUAAUGUGGCGGGUCUGAAUCUGUCGGCGUUAGCCGAGGAGCGCCGAAAGCGAAACCGAACGUUCAUCGAUCCUGUGAGCGAGGUGCCACGACUAGAACAGUGGUUCGAACACAACACACAUCCAUCGCACAGCCUGAUCGCCAAGUACACGGAUGAACUGAACCGCAUGCCCUACCGGCAGAAAUUCCCGCGGCUCGAGUCCAAAAACGUUCAAUUCUGGUUUAAAAACCGACGGGCUAAGUGCAAAAGGCUGAAAAUGUCCCUGUACGACGCCAUGUCUCCAAAGGAUCAGUUCACUAUGCCCACGUAUCUAAACCACGAUUAGGUUUUAAGUUUUUCAACAAUAAAGUGAGACCCGCGAGGGGAAGAAGCGUACGCGUUCUAUGCGAAUAACGCGUACAAAAUAGAUAUUUAUAGUUUCACCUGUCAUACCCUUCGCCUCGGCCCCAAAUACAUAUAAAAUACAACACGGCUAAAAUACGUUUUUCUUUUUUGUUUUUGUUAACUAGAUCACUGCACCUAGUCAGGAACGGUUUUUAUUUCCUCUCUACCUCUAUAUAUAUAUAUACGAUUGUCAAACGCGUGUCCCGUUCCCACCGAACUCAUAGCGGCGCGCAAUAUUCGCUUUUGGGCCCGACAAAGGCGCAUACGUUCACAGCAUUCAACGGCGUGUGUUACGUGCGAAACGGCUAUCGCAAGACUAGCUGAGCAUCUUACUUUAAAUAAUUUAAUGAUGAUAAUACAAGUUAAUUGUUGCUUGUGCGCUUAAGAGUUUCGCGUACGUUGUAGUAAGUUUGCAAUAUAAUAUAUAUUAUAUAUAAUAAUCUAGUGUAUUUUUAAGUGAAAAAAAUGUUCAUAAAAGUAUGUUAUCCUAUCUUGGUUUUUUCCUGAGACGUCCUGAAUCUUGUAUAAUACUGCAU
Molecule: messenger RNA, 3003 nt
Organism: Adelges cooleyi (spruce gall adelgid)
Lineage: Eukaryota; Metazoa; Arthropoda; Insecta; Hemiptera; Adelgidae
Gene: dve
Exons: 9
Coding region: 285-2408 (707 amino acids)
Biological process (GO): regulation of transcription by RNA polymerase II; chromatin remodeling
Molecular function (GO): RNA polymerase II cis-regulatory region sequence-specific DNA binding; DNA-binding transcription factor activity, RNA polymerase II-specific
Source: RefSeq, a predicted model, not a curated record